Penicillium chermesinum is the source of this 645-nucleotide messenger RNA. RefSeq names its product transcription factor of the MADS box. Lineage: Eukaryota; Fungi; Ascomycota; Eurotiomycetes; Eurotiales; Aspergillaceae. Gene Ontology annotation, molecular function: DNA-binding transcription factor activity, RNA polymerase II-specific; protein dimerization activity; RNA polymerase II cis-regulatory region sequence-specific DNA binding. The record is from RefSeq and is a predicted model, not a curated record. Bases 1 to 645 code for a protein of 214 amino acids. The transcript has 3 exons. Gene Ontology annotation, biological process: positive regulation of transcription by RNA polymerase II.
AUGGCCGACAUGUCUGCCGUGACUGACGACAAACUCUCCCCCGGUCACGACGACCUGCAGCAGCCCGGCAACGGUGCUGAUGCCCGCGUCCCCAAGCGCAACCGCAUGAGCGCUGAGGACGAUGAUGACGAUGAUGACAAGCCUGGUCGUGAGCGCCGCAAGAUUGAGAUCAAGUUCAUCCAGGACAAGUCGCGUCGCCACAUCACCUUCUCGAAGCGUAAGGCUGGUAUCAUGAAGAAGGCCUAUGAGCUUUCCGUCCUCACCGGCACUCAGGUGCUGUUGUUGGUUGUUUCCGAGACCGGACUGGUCUACACCUUCACCACCCCCAAGCUCCAGCCUCUGGUUACCAAGGCUGAGGGUAAGAAUCUCAUCCAGGCUUGUUUGAACGCGCCCGAUCCUACCACCAAUGAGAACGGGAUCGACGCACCCGACGCGCCGGCUGAGGCCCCCGAAGAUGUCGCCCACAACAACGUCCCUGCCGGCCAGCCCAACAUGCGCCCCGGCAUGCACCCUGGCUACAUGACCAGCGAGCAGCAACAGCAGAUGGCCUACUACCAGAACCUCCAACAGCACCAGGCUGGUGGCCAGUAUCCCGGUAUGCCAGUAGGCAGCCGCAUGCCCUCUUCGCAUCAACCCACCGCGUAA